ACGAUAAGCAAGACUCGGAUCUCGACACCAGCAUCAGCAGACUGUGCCAGUUUCUCGGUGCUUCAGAUUGCGAUGCCGAAAGUGAAGACUUUCCGCAGUCGUCGACCAGCUCUUUCAACGAAACCGAAACCCAAGUGCCAAGCGUCAACUCGACGCGACAGCUUACGGAUGGCGCCUGUUCGACGAGGAGUUUAGACGACGACAUGCCAGCGGAAAACGAACUGCUUACCUUCGAUUCGUGCUUCAGGCUCUCAAACCCGGCGAUGGCGUUGGAUGGCAUCUCCAAAG
Messenger RNA from Soboliphyme baturini, 288 nucleotides. The record is from the annotation of a GenBank genome assembly. Lineage: Eukaryota; Metazoa; Nematoda; Enoplea; Dioctophymatida; Soboliphymatidae.